Messenger RNA from Cimex lectularius (bed bug), 2082 nucleotides. RefSeq names its product lachesin-like. The record is from RefSeq and is a predicted model, not a curated record. The coding region runs from base 117 to 1388 and encodes 423 amino acids. Gene Ontology annotation, cellular component: neuron projection. NCBI's taxonomy places the organism in Eukaryota, Metazoa, Arthropoda, Insecta, Hemiptera, Cimicidae. The transcript is spliced from 9 exons.
CAUACUUAAGACUUGGGGGCGUCGGUGGCCGCAAUGGUUUAGGCGUUGACACGGCGCUCAUCACUGUAAGGUCGUGUCAUCUGCAUGUACUCAGAUGGGCGCUCGCUAGCCACAGAAUGAUAUCAAGGCUCCGAUUCGUGUUAUUCGCCUUGGCUACGAUCGUACCCACCAUUACUGGACAAGUGCCAAUGGAAUAUGAGCCUGAAUUUUUAGAAAAUUUGGAAAAUCAUACUGUCACGCAGGGAAGGGACGUCAGCUUUACUUGUGUCGUCAACCACUUAGGAUCGUACAAGGUGGCAUGGAUUAAAUCCGACUCGAAAGCAAUUCUCGCCAUACAUACACAUCUCGUUGCUCACAACAAUAGACUUUCGGUGACUCAUAAUGGCCACAACACAUGGAAGUUGAAGGUUUCCAAUGUACAAAAAAACGAUUCUGGAACAUACAUGUGUCAGAUUAACACAGACCCAAUGCGAAGUCAGAUGGGUCAUCUCGAGGUUGUGAUUCCCCCAGAUGUCCUAAAUGAAGACGGUGGGGACGAUCACGUUACCACGGAAGGGGGUAGCAUAAGACUGAGAUGCAGAGCCACUGGGAUUCCAGAGCCCAAAGUUACUUGGCGGAGGGAAGAUUCGAGGAAUAUCAUCAUCCGCCACGAUGGAUCUUCAAAAGAAGUAGUGCGUACGUUUGAAGGUGAACUUCUCGAACUUUCGAACAUCCAAAGAACAGAAAUGGGAUCUUAUCUUUGCAUCGCUUCCAAUGGCGUACCACCAAGUGUGAGCAAAAGAAUUAUCGUCCAGGUGCAUUUUCAUCCUAUGGUAAAAGUGCCGAAUCAGCUCGUUGCUGCCCCAAUAGGCAGCGAUGUCAACAUACAAUGCUACGUGGAAACGUCUCCUAAAGCUAUGCACAACUGGCAUAAAGAAUCAGGUGAAAAAUUAAUGGAUAGUAACAAAUAUGAAAUGGAGGAAGUUAUCAUAAAUGAAUAUACACUGAUUAUGAAUCUGACAAUAAGGACAUUAGAGAAAAGGGAUUUUGGAAGUUAUUUGUGUUCAUCUGUUAAUGCACUGGGAAAAGCUGAAGGAAUUGUACGUUUACAAGAAUUGUUCGUUAUGAAAACUACUGCUGCUCCAAUUGCAAAUAUUCCGGAAGGUAGUGGAACCCGCAAUAGAAAGAAACACAAAGAAAAAACUACACCGCUUCCAAAGAAAAAGAAAAAGCUGAGACAUGAGGAGAUAGAAGUGACCUCACCACUUACAGAGGCGGUAGUCACAAUCACCACCACCUCUACUCAAAAAACGCCCCCUUGGAUACUACACCAAAACAGCAAGUCCAAAUGUCAGUCUUUUCCACCUUUUGUCUUGGCUGCUGCUGCCACCAUAUUUCUGAUUCAGUAAUAGCCUAUGUUGUUACUACUUUCUUUCCACACUUCUUAAACAAUAUUGUUGAUUGAAUAUUGGACAAUACCGAAUUUAUCGCAUAAAAAAUUAUUUCAAUUGUUUUAGAACUAGUUAUACUUUUAAUUGUUGCUCAAUUAAUUUAAACAGUGGGAAAUAAAGUAAUAUGUAUUAGAAUGAUGCUCUAAUCACCGAUCAAUCACAUUUCUCUCCCUUUCCUUCUCUCUCUCUCUCUCACUCUCUCUCACUCUCUCUCUCUCUCUCUCUCUCUCUCUCUCUCUCUCUCUCUCUCUUUUGUUCUUUACUUCCUUCCUUCUUCCUUUCCUUUCUCCCUCCCCACUGCAACUCCCUCACAUUUUUCCCAGGCAGAGAGAGUAUAACCCAAAAACUGCAUCCAGUCACCAUAUGUAGAUUAUAGUUCAGAAUCUGUACAUAAUAUGUAUUUUAAUAUGAAUUUCGGAAGUUUUAAAGAUAAUAUAUAUACAUAUUGUAUAAAUACUAUUUGUUUUAGAAGUAGGAAAGUUUUAAGGCUGAAAGUCAUAAAACUGAAAAAACAUGAAGUCUUCCCUCAAUUCUCAUAUAUCAAUAAUUGAGAUUAAAAACUUUUAUGAUGAUAAUGGUUGAAACUAAACAUUUGUAGUAAUAAUGUAAUUAAAAACAUCUCUCAUUACCAUAUCUUAACCUAUAUCCUACU